AUGUCACAAAGGAAAUUACAACAAGAAGUUGAUAAGGUAUUGAAGAAGGUGAAGGAAGGGUUGGAAGAAUAUGAGGAUAUAUAUGAAAAAUUCCAAAACACAGAAUCAGAUAACCAAUCUUACAGGGAAAAGCUUGAAUCCGAUUUGAAACGUGAAAUAAAGAAGUUGCAGAAACAUAGAGAACAGAUCAAGAAUUGGUUGAGCAAAGAUGAUAUCAAGGAUAGAGCAGAUGUGUUGAUGGAGAACCGUAGACUCAUUGAGAGCGGUAUGGAAAGGUUCAAGUCGAUAGAGAAGAUUAUGAAGACGAAAAAGUUCUCGACUGAAGCGUUGACAAAUCCAGAUUUGAUUAAAGAUCCUCGAGAGCUCAAAAAGAGAGACCAAUUUUUGUUCGUCGAGGAGUGUCUCGAAGAGCUUCAGAAACAGCUAGAUACUUUCGAGGUGGAAAACAAUGAAGAACAAAUAGAGAAACAUACUUUCCAUAUCUCAAAUUUGGAGAAUAUUCUAAAACUGUUACAAAAUGACGAUUUGGACCCUGAAACGGUUCAAGAAUUUCAAGAAGACAUCAGAUAUUACGUUGACAACAAUGAUGAUCCGGACUUUGUAGAUUACGACACCAUAUACCAGGAUAUGGGCUGCGAAAUCCAGCCUGAAGAUCUUUUGAAAGAACAGAGCACACCAAGUAAACCAAAGAGAAGCGAACGUUCGCCAAGGAAAAAGGCUUCUCCUGCUCCAUUAAGCCUCAAAUCAAAGACUUCCUCUCCUGAUAUUACCGCCACAUCGAUUGCUAGUGCAGCUCAACCAUCACAUGAGAAUGGGCAAGAACCCACUGCGCCUGCGGCAGUGGCUGCGGCAGUGGCUGCGGCAGUGGCUGCUACUGCUGCCUCAAACGCGGUUACAGAUGCCUCCACCAACGCAUCCUCUUCUAAUAACAAUAAUAAUAAUGUGGAAAAAUCUCCUAACCAAAGCACUGUAUCUAGUGCUACUUCGCCUUCUUCAACAGCCGCUGCUGCUGCCCUUGCUGCUGCUAAUGGCGUAAGUGCAAAUGGGCCUCCAUCUUCAGUGAAUCAAAUUUCAGGUGCCAACCCCGUAGUAAAGAAAGAGAAGGAAUCCACCCCAGCACCGCAGACAGAAGAGCUGCCACCUCCAAAGGAUUUGUCGCAUGAGAUAGAAGAAAUACUCGCAAAGGAUUUGGAAGAUAAGUUAGCAUUCAAGAACCCACUUUUCAAGGAAGAAUUACCAUACUGGCUGGAAACCAAAAAGAAGUUGAUUCAACCACCUAAUGAGAUUGACGAAUUCACUUUAAAGCAUCUAGAGUCAUCAUUACUGAACUGUCCAGACUCUCUUGAUGCUGACACACCUCGUCUGUUCGAGAAUCCUCUAUCUCUACCACAUCCAACAUCUAUUUUCUUUCCACAUGAGCCGAUAAGGUUUAUGGCACAAGACUUACCAGCGAAGGGAGAUGAUUUGUAUGGGAAAAUUUCAGUGGCUAAGAUAAUGUCAAAGUUUGCCCUUGAUACACUGUUUUUCAUUUUCUAUCAUUAUCAGGGAUCUUAUGACCAAUUUUUGGCUAGUAGAGAACUAUCACUCCGUGGAUGGACUUUCAAUAAAGUCAAUCGUUGUUGGUUCCAUAAGGAAGUAGAGAAAUUGCCUCCAGGUAUAGAAGGCAAAGAAGAGGUUACAUGGAGAUACUUUGAUUACCAAAAGGCAUGGUUAUCGAGAAGGUGUGGGCCAGAUUUUGAAUAUAAGGAAGAAGAAUUCGAAAAGUUAUGGUAA
Kluyveromyces lactis is the source of this 1773-nucleotide messenger RNA. It is a transcript of the gene NOT5, whose product is annotated as CCR4-NOT core subunit NOT5. Lineage: Eukaryota; Fungi; Ascomycota; Saccharomycetes; Saccharomycetales; Saccharomycetaceae. Gene Ontology annotation, biological process: regulation of DNA-templated transcription; nuclear-transcribed mRNA poly(A) tail shortening. Bases 1 to 1773 code for a protein of 590 amino acids. Gene Ontology annotation, cellular component: CCR4-NOT core complex; P-body; nucleus. The record is from RefSeq and is a predicted model, not a curated record. The transcript has a single exon.